UAGAGGGACACGUGCAAGUUCUAACAUCUCUGAGUCGAGGGGGAAGGCUUCAAACUUCAGCAUUUAUACUGUCCCGAUAGGUGUACAGUUUUUAUUUUCUUGUGAAAGGCUUUACCGAAUAAGCAGUCAACAUGGUAAAGCCUCAGUUUAAGGGGAAGAACUCGAUAAACCCUUCUUCAUCCAGCUCGAACCCCGAUCGAGCCAAAGGUGCAGGGGGAAACAACAUGAGGGACAGAGCCACCAUUAAGCGUCUGAAUAUGUACAGACAAAAACAAAGAUGUAACAACCGAGGGAAAGUUAUCAAACCUUUACAGUACCAGUCUACAGUAGCACCAGGAACAGUUGCAAGAGUUGAACCCAACAUCAAAUGGUUUACAAACACUCGAGUGAUAAAGCAGUCAGCCCUCCAGAAGUUUCAAGAGGAGAUGGGAGCAGUACAGAAGGAUCCAUACCGUGUGGUGAUGAGGCAGAGCAAACUGCCCAUGUCUCUUUUGCAUGACAGAGCCAAAGCUCAUAACUCUAAGGUGCACAUAUUAGACACUGAGGGAUUUGAGACCACAUUUGGACCUAAGGCUCAGAGGAAGCGGCCCAAUCUCCUGGUUGGAGAUGUGAAGGAUCUUGUAGAGAGAGCGGAGGCUUCAGCAUUGAACUACAGUGCCGACAAAGACACAAACUUGGUGACAGAGGACACUGGUGUCCGGGAGGAAGUGCGUGAGGAGAUUUUCAAAAAGGGCCAAUCGAAGAGGAUCUGGGGAGAACUCUACAAGGUGAUCGACUCGUCUGAUGUCAUAAUCCAAGUGCUGGAUGCCCGUGAUCCGAUGGGAACCCGCUCCAAAAGCAUUGAGACAUAUCUGAAGAAAGAGAAACCUUGGAAACAUCUCAUCUUUGUAUUAAACAAGUGUGAUCUUAUCCCUACCUGGGUCACGAAACGGUGGGUUGCCGUUCUGUCCCAAGAGUAUCCAACUCUAGCUUUCCAUGCCAGCCUGACCAACUCAUUUGGUAAAGGUUCUCUCAUCCAGCUCCUCAGGCAGUUUGGGAAGCUCCACACAGACAAGAAACAGAUAAGCGUGGGUUUCAUUGGCUACCCAAAUGUGGGAAAGAGUUCAGUUAUCAACACUUUGCGCUCAAAAAAGGUCUGCAACGUGGCACCCCUCGCUGGAGAAACAAAGGUGUGGCAGUACAUCACACUAAUGAGGCGCAUCUUCCUCAUCGACUGCCCCGGUGUCGUUUACCCAUCAGAGGACAGCGAGUCUGAUAUAGUCCUAAAGGGAGUGGUUCAAGUGGAGAAGAUCAAAAACCCAGAAGAGCACAUCGGUGCGGUACUGGAACGAGCCAAACCCGAGUACAUCCAGAAGACUUACCGAAUUCCAACAUGGAGUUCUGCUGAUGACUUCCUUGAGAAGCUGGCAUUCCGUACUGGGAAGCUUCUAAAGGGAGGUGAGCCCGAUCUCAGUACGGUCUCCAAAAUGGUUUUAAAUGACUGGCAGAGGGGACGGAUCCCCUUCUUUGUGAAGCCUCCUGGACCAGAGGGAGAUCCAGAAGAUGAAAAACCAUGGCCCCUGGAAGGUCCACCGGCUGCAGAGGAGAACGUUCAGGAGGAACAGGCUGAUAAUCUGGACGGCGCGUCCGGAGAACAAGAGGAACAGCAGCAGCGGCAGAAGGAACAGGUCCAGAAGAUCCUUGCUAAUGUCCGACAGAACUUUGGCAAGAUCAAUGUGGCGCCUGAGUUCACUGAGGAAGAUUUGAUUCCUGUGGAGAUGCCAGACUUGGACUUGUCUGAUUUUUCUGGCUCCGACGUUGAUGAGGACGUUGACAAAGACGAGGGAGGGCAGGAAGACGAGCCCAGUGCAGAGCCAGCUGAUGGAGAUGCUGAGGUCUCUGAGGACACACCAUCUCAGACUGACGGUACCAAAGGCAAAAAGAGUUUACGGGAGGUAAUCCGUGAGCACGAUGAGAAAAUUACGAAGUACAAGCAGUUCCUGGACCGAGCCAAAUCCAAGCGCUUCUCUGAAAUCCGAAUACCAAAGGCACUUUCUGAGAAAGUGUUUACAGACCUCAAGACCAAGCAAGAAGCAGCUAAACAAGCACAGAAGAGAGAGAAUCCGUCAACAGUUACAAACCAGAAGAGCAAGAAGAGGAAAAGUGCGGCAGAUGAUGAUAAAUCUAUUCCGCAGCACAGGCUUACAUCUAAACAGAGGAGAGCACUGGACCGUGCUAAGAAGGGGAAGAAAGUUGGAGUGCGUUACUAUGAAACGCACAAUGUGAAAAACAAGAACAAGAACAGAAAGAUUCCAGCACCGCCUGCAGAAAGUCGUGGGGCUAAAAGAUCAAAGCACUAGACGGGGAAUAAACACAAAACUAUACAUAUUUAAACUGGCCAAAUUGGCUACAUUUUAUUGAAAUGACAAGCUAGGCAAAAUCUCGAAGCUAAACAUUGACAUGUCUUUUUUCCGGUGGUCAUGUGAUACUUUAUUUUGACUGCAAGCAAAUGGUCGCACCUUGCCCUCUCAACUCUUGAACUACAUGUAAUUCCUCAUUCACAAGUGAGCUGCUCUCUUGACAUUCAAGAGAAAUGGUCAGUGUGUUAACUGCUUAAAAUAUAGCUGUCAUGCUCUACAAAUAAAAUGCUAAAUUUCC
Molecule: messenger RNA, 2637 nt
Organism: Xiphophorus maculatus (southern platyfish)
Lineage: Eukaryota; Metazoa; Chordata; Actinopteri; Cyprinodontiformes; Poeciliidae
Gene: gnl2
Product: G protein nucleolar 2
Exons: 16
Coding region: 132-2339 (735 amino acids)
Cellular component (GO): nucleolus
Molecular function (GO): GTP binding
Source: RefSeq, a predicted model, not a curated record